AUGGUCCUCCACUCUCACAACUGCAAUUUCAGCACCAAAGACAGUUCCCCCUGCAGCACCAACUCCACUGAGCCCCACAACCCGGACGGGCUGAGCCGGACCGGCCACACGGCGGUGGCGGUGUGCCUCGGCUUCAUCUUGGUGGCAGGGAUCCUCAACAACUUUCUGACGCUGCUUGUCUUCGCGAAGUUUCGCUCCCUCUGGACGCCCAUCAACCUGAUCCUGCUGAACAUCAGCCUGAGCGACAUCCUCGUGUGCGUCCUCGGCACUCCGUUCAGCUUCGCAGCGAGCGUGCGUGGCAGGUGGCUCAUCGGGGAGUCCGGCUGUAAGUGGUACGCCUUCGCCAAUUCCCUCUUUGGUAUCGUGUCCCUGGUGUCCCUUUCGGUUCUCUCUUAUGAGCGCUACAUCACAGUGCUGCACUCCUCCCAAGCUGACCUCUCAAACUUCCGAAAGGCCUGGUUUUGCGUUGGAGGCUCCUGGCUUUAUUCACUCCUCUGGACAUUGCCGCCCUUCCUGGGAUGGAGCAGCUAUGGACCAGAGGGCCCAGGAACCACUUGCUCCAUUCAGUGGCACCUGCGCUCACCCACCAGUGUCUCGUAUGUGUUGUGUCUCUUCAUCUUCUGCCUGGUGUUACCUCUAGUGCUCAUGGUCUAUUCCUAUGGAAGAAUCCUGGUGGCCCUCAGAAGGGUGGGCAAGAUCAACCUGCUGGCGGCUCAGCGCAGAGAGCAGCGCAUUUUGGUCAUGGUGUUUUCCAUGGUGUCCUGCUACAUACUGUGCUGGAUGCCCUAUGGCAUCGUGGCGCUGAUGGCCACCUUUGGUAGGAAAGGACUAGUCACUCCAUUAACUAGUGUCAUCCCUUCCAUCCUGGCCAAGUUCAGCACGGUUGUUAACCCAGUUAUCUAUGUCUUCUUCAACAGCCAGUUUUACAGAUGCUUAGUCGCCUUUGUGAGGUGCAGCGGAGAUCCAGAGGAACACCCAACUCCAAGAACACAGCUGUCAGAUGUUGUCCGUGUUCAGAAACAAAACUCUGUCAGCUCUUCUUCUCCUCGGCUCCUCAGUGACCCCACAGACCGUAUGCUGUGCAACCACCAUCCUGACCGACAUGUUUUGUUUGUCCACUACACCCCAUAA
Molecule: messenger RNA, 1131 nt
Organism: Oryzias latipes (Japanese medaka)
Lineage: Eukaryota; Metazoa; Chordata; Actinopteri; Beloniformes; Adrianichthyidae
Gene: tmtops3a
Product: teleost multiple tissue opsin 3a
Biological process (GO): G protein-coupled receptor signaling pathway; visual perception
Cellular component (GO): membrane
Molecular function (GO): G protein-coupled receptor activity
Source: RefSeq, marked provisional